This is a messenger RNA of Hypomesus transpacificus, 7129 nucleotides long. It is a transcript of the gene atp7a, whose product is annotated as ATPase copper transporting alpha. The record is from RefSeq and is a predicted model, not a curated record. Lineage: Eukaryota; Metazoa; Chordata; Actinopteri; Osmeriformes; Osmeridae. The transcript has 24 exons. Gene Ontology annotation, molecular function: ATP binding; ATPase-coupled monoatomic cation transmembrane transporter activity; ATP hydrolysis activity. Gene Ontology annotation, cellular component: membrane. Gene Ontology annotation, biological process: monoatomic cation transport. Bases 302 to 4912 code for a protein of 1536 amino acids.
CGUGACCACCAGUCAAGAACUCUCUGCUCGCUGCGACUGUGCACCCCUCUCAGUCACUGAGAUUCACUGGAGAGGGACGUGGUUCUGUAAUACCCAAAUAAGAAGACAAACUAUAUAUCUUGCAUACCCUGUUUGUUAAAGGCCGUGGAGAUGUUUUUUGAGGUUCGCGAAUGACACAGACUGCAAACUUGUCGCGGCUUGGACAACUUGCAACGUCAACAACACGUUUUCAGUUUCAACUCCAUCCGUUGGAUAUCUAGCUAGCUAGUGUUAAAGGCUCCUUUCAAAAGAUUGAAGAAGGAUGACGCUAAAAGCCAAGCUGUGCUCCGUCUCUCUGGGAGUGGAAGGAAUGACAUGUGGCUCCUGUGUUCAGUCAAUAGAACAACGCAUAGGGGGUCUUCCUGGAAUCAUACACAUCAAGGUGUCCCUGGAGAUGAAGAACGCCAGCAUCAUCUUCGACCACAACCUCCAGAGCCCAGAGUCCCUGGCCGAGGCCAUCGACGACAUGGGCUUUGAGUCCCCCCCCACAGAGUCCUCCAGCAGCAUCUCCCUCGUUCUCACAGACACGCAGCUCAUCCCCUGCCCCGGCCUGACCCGCGAGGCCCAGCAGGAGGCCUGGGCGAGGCUCUCCCACGUCCAGGGGGUCCUGGAGGUCCGGCAGUGCCAGGACCAGGGGGGGCUGUCCGUCACCUUUGUUCCGUCCCUAACCAGUGCUCUGCUCCUGGGGGAAGUUGUGAGCAGCCUGGCCCCCCUGGAGAUCCACACGUCAACAUCUGGGAGUCCCACAGAGAGAGCUCCCACCCUGGCCGUGGCCCCUAUCCCAGCCUCAGCCCCAGCCUCGGCUCCCAGCCCAAACAGAGGAGGGGGGGUGGAGCUGGUGAAAAUGCGUAUCGAGGGGAUGGUCUGUCUGUCCUGCACCACCACCAUUCAAGGAAAGAUCGGGAAACUUAAAGGGGUUAAAAAGAUCAAAGUGUCCCUGGAGUCUCAGGAGGCUGCCAUCCUCUACCUGCCCUACCUCGUCACCGUGGACGACAUCGUCAGCCAGAUCGCUUUGGUGGGCUUCAAGGCCGUCGUCAAGUCCAAGCCCCGCCCCCUGCAGCUUUUGGCCAGCGAGAUGGAGCGGUUGCUGGGCGCCUCCGCCAACCCGGCGCCCCUGUCGCCGUCGUCGGGGGAGACGGAGAUCUUCAUUGACUCGGCGUUGAGCAGCUUCACGGUGACGGGGAUGCACUGCCGCUCCUGCGUGGUCAACAUCCAGGACAACCUGGCCAAGCUGCACGGAGUCUCCUCCGUCCAGGUGUCUCUGGAGAAGGAGUGUGCCUCGAUCUGCCAUGACCCCCUCCUGGUGACCGUGACCCAGCUCAAAGAGGCCAUUGAGGCCCUGCCGCCCGGUUCCUUCAAGGCUCAUCCCAGGGACGACGCCCCCGGGUCCUUCAGCCCCACACCCGCGUCCUACACCCCGGUCAUGUCACCUCCUCCUGGGGCAGUGCCGGCUCCCCAGCCCCAUCUCACCUCCCCCUUAAUCCAGCCCCUGCUGGUGGUCACCCAGAUCCACAUAGAGGGAAUGACCUGUAACUCGUGUGUCCAGUCCAUCGAGGGCAUGAUCUCCCAAAGAAAGGGGGUGCGGUCGGCCCAGGUGUCCCUGGCCAAUCACAGCGGGACGUUUGAAUACGACCCACUCCUGACAACUCUGGAGGAGCUGAGAGACGCCAUCGAGGACAUGGGCUUCGACGCCUUCCUUCCUGAGUCCAACUCCCUGGUGCCCCUGCCGGAGCUCAGCGUCCCUUCCUCCCCCUCCUCCGCCCCGGGGAAGGAGGUGGCGCUGGACAGCGACCCGGAGAGGAGUGCCUCUCGCGGGGGAAAGGAGCGCCCCCCCGGCCUCUCCAAGUGCUUCAUCCAGAUCGGGGGGAUGACCUGCGCCUCGUGCGUGGCCAACAUCGAGAGGAACCUGAAGAACGAGAACGGCAUCUACUCAGUGCUGGUGGCUCUCAUGGCCAGCAAGGCAGAGGUGAGGUACGACCCUGACAUGAUGGACCCUCUGAAGGUAGCAGAGUGCAUCAGAGAGCUGGGGUUCACUGCCACCGUCAUGGAGGACUACGAAGGUUCCGACGGAAGCCUGGAACUGGUGGUUAGAGGGAUGACUUGUGCCUCCUGCGUUCACAAGAUAGAGUCCAACCUGGUGAAGCAGGAAGGAAUCCUUUAUGCCUCCAUUGCCCUGGCAACCAACAAGGCCCACAUCAAGUACGACCCUGAGGUGACGGGUCCUCGUGAUGUCAUCAGGCUGAUAGAGAAGCUGGGCUUUGAGGCUUCUCUGGUGAAGAAGGAUCGCUCUGCCAGCCACUUGGACCACAGGCGUGAGAUACAACAGUGGAGAAGGUCGUUCCUGAUCAGCCUCGUCUUCUGUGUGCCGGUGAUGGCCAUGAUGACCUACAUGAUCAUCGUGGACCACCAGGUCAGCUCCUCCCACCAGCACAACGCCUCGUCGGAGGACGUGGAGCACCACCACUCCGGCAUGUUCUUAGAGAGACAGCUGCUGCCUGGCCUGUCCAUCAUGAACCUGCUGUCCUUCCUCUUCUGCGUACCUGUGCAGUUCAUUGGAGGGCGUUACUUCUACAUUCAAGCCUACAAGGCUCUGAAACACCGCACAGCCAACAUGGACGUCCUGAUCGUGCUGGCCACCUCCAUAGCUUUCACCUACUCCCUGGUCAUCCUCAUGGUAGCCAUGGUGGAGGGCGCCAAGGUCAACCCCAUCACCUUCUUCGACACUCCGCCCAUGCUCUUCGUGUUCAUCUCUCUGGGCCGCUGGCUGGAGCAGAUCGCCAAGAGAAAGACGUCUGAGGCCCUGUCCAAGCUGAUGUCCCUGCAGGCCACCGAGGCCAUUGUGGUCUCUCUCAACAGUGACAUGUCCGUCCUCAGUGAGGAGCAGGUGGAUGUGGAGCUGGUCCAGAGGGGGGAUGUGGUCAGGGUGGUGCCCGGGGGGAAGUUCCCUGUGGACGGCAGGGUCAUCGAGGGACACUCCAUGGCAGACGAGUCCCUGAUCACCGGUGAAGCCAUGCCAGUCACCAAGAAGAUUGGCAGCUCGGUGAUCGCCGGCUCCAUCAACCAGAACGGCUCUCUCCUCAUCAGCGCCACCCACGUGGGAAUGGACACCACCCUUUCCCAGAUAGUCAAGCUGGUGGAGGAGGCCCAGACCUCCAAGGCUCCCAUCCAGCAGUUUGCAGACCGGAUCAGCGGAUAUUUUGUCCCCUUCAUUGUGGGCGUGUCUCUCCUCACGCUGUGCGCCUGGAUCCUGAUUGGCUUUGUGGACUUCCCCCUGGUGGAGAAGUACUUUCCUGGCUAUGAUAAGAGCAUCUCCAAGGCAGAGGCUGUGAUCCGAUUUGCCUUCCAGGCCUCCAUCACGGUGCUGUGCAUCGCCUGCCCCUGCUCCCUGGGCCUGGCCACGCCCACAGCCGUCAUGGUGGGCACAGGGGUGGGGGCGCAGAACGGCAUCCUCAUCAAGGGGGGGGAGCCCCUGGAGAUGGCCCACAAGAUCCAGCUGGUGGUGUUUGACAAGACGGGCACCAUCACCUACGGAGCGCCCAAGGUGGUGCAGGUCAAGCUGCUGGUGGAGGGGAACAGGAUGCCCCGCACCCGCCUGCUGGCCAUCGUGGGAACUGCAGAGAACAACAGUGAGCACCCGCUGGGAGCAGCCAUCACCAAGUACUGCAAGCAGGAGCUGGAGACAGACUCCCUGGGUGCGUGUUCAGACUUCCAGGCCGUGCCGGGCUGUGGUGUUCGCUGCCAGGUGAGCAACACAGAGACCCUGCUCCAGCAGGGGGACAGCGACAGCGAGGACUACAACCAGCGCAACAGCAUCCUGGUCCAGAUCAGCGACCCCAGGGCCUCCGGAGGCUCCCACCCCCUCAUCAUGGACCCACAGCCACUCUCUCUGGUGCAGACGGCAGCCUACGUGGUCCUGAUAGGGAACAGAGAGUGGAUGAAGAGGAACUGCCUGCAGGUGACGGAGGACGUGGACGAGGCCAUGACGGAGCACGAGCGGAGGGGCCGUACGGCCGUGCUGGUGGCCGUGGAUGGGCUGCUGUGUGCCAUGAUAGCCAUCGCUGACACGGUGAAGCCGGAGGCGGAGCUGGCCGUCCACACGCUGACCGCCAUGGGCCUGGAAGUGAUUCUGAUGACCGGGGACAACAGCAGGACGGCCCGGGCCAUCGCUGCCCAGGUGGGCAUCAAGAAGGUGUUUGCGGAGGUGCUUCCCUCCCACAAGGUGGCCAAGGUGGAGCAGCUGCAGCAGGAGGGGAAGAGGGUGGCCAUGGUGGGCGACGGUGUCAACGACUCGCCCGCCCUCGCCAUGGCAGACGUCGGCAUCGCCAUAGGAACCGGCACAGACGUGGCCAUCGAGGCGGCAGACGUGGUGCUCAUCAGAAACGAUCUUCUGGAUGUGGUGGCUAGCAUCGACCUGUCCAAGAAGACCGUCAGGAGAAUCAGGAUCAACUUUGUGUUUGCACUCAUCUACAACCUGGUGGGGAUCCCCAUUGCAGCAGGUGUGUUCAUGCCCGUGGGGCUGGUGCUGCAGCCGUGGAUGGGUUCUGCUGCCAUGGCGCUGUCCUCCGUCUCCGUGGUGAUGUCCUCCCUCCUCCUCAAAUGUUACUCCAAGCCCACUGCAGAGCGUCUUGAGGCCAGGCUGGGCGGGGCCAGGAGCCAGGGCAGCCUAUCAGACGUGAGCGUCCACAUUGGCAUGGGCGAGCUGCGUCGUUCCUCUCCCAAGCUGAGCCUAUUGGACCGCAUCGUCAAUUACAGCCGCGCCUCCAUCCACUCCCUCCGCUCCGACAAGCACUCGCUCAACAGCUUGGCCCUCAGCGAGCCUGACAAACACUCGCUGCUGGUCGGGGAGACGUUGUGCGAUGAGGAGUUUGUGUAAAGCCCAAGCACAGGCUAGGGUAGGCUAGGUUAAGCUAGGCUACACUACACUCAACUGGGCUAUUCAAUGCUUAGCCAAGUGAGGCUAGGUUCACUUAAAGAUUGGCAAUUCCACAUAGACCUAUAGCUUAGCUAUGCUAACUGGACCAGGGAUUGGCUAGCCUAGCUUUAUAUGGGUUACUGACUCAUCUAUCUACUCAAAAGCCCUCAGGGUGGCAUCUUUUGGACAUUCUGCUUGGGCUCCUCUCAUUGCUGCCCCUCCGAGCGACCACAGAGAACUGAAAGGGAAGGAAGCUGGAGGUAACAGCUUCCGGGUGUCUGGAGAGUCUAUGUCCAUGGCCAGUCAUCAACUCAGGGCAGGGCAGCAGAGCAGGGCAGUAGACAGUAGACGACUCUGAUCGGGGCGGGGGUGGGGUCAGUCGGUCGGUCAUGUAGAAGCGAGCGCAGACAAUCUUGGACCCAAAGACAACCGAAUGGUGGACUGUAUCAUGGUGGAGAGGUCAGUCCAUUACAAGUUUUGUUUCGUAAGACUGGUGUAUUUGUAUGUAAUAUAUGUAAUAUGUGCUGAUGUCUGUUGAUACUAUCUUACAAAGACUAUUUAUAUUUGCCUUAUUUAUCACUGUUGAUUUCACAUGACUCGUAUGUGGGUUCGGUUUAAAUGAAGGAACGUUUAGGAACCCUAUUGUUAUAACCACUUAUAAAUGUAUAAUUAUUUUUUGUAAUAUGAGAUAUAUCUGUGGACGUUAUCACAGUGUUUGGAAAACAGAAUCUUGCCUAAAUCAAGCUACAACAAAUGCAUAUAUUCAUGUGUGGGGUGCAUGAUCUUGAACGCAGUUAAAUUUAUUAUAAUUUUUCCUUAACAAAUAAGGCAUUGUGCACCAGUAAAUGUUACUCAAGUGCCAAUAUUAACGAUAAGUCUGCAAAGUCCAAAACAUUCCAAAGAUAGCACUUUGCUUGGUAGAAGGAGAGACAGAGAGGGUGAGAGGGACUGAACAGAACAUGCAGAGACGGAGUACAGUAGUCGGGGAUGAAAGGUCACUGACUCACUGAUCUUCCUGGAACAGGGACAGGGGUGGGGUGGGAAGGGUUUAGGUUUCAUUACUUUGAAAAUGUUUCCUUCAGGGCUUCAUCUGAGACCUUGUCUUCAGUGAAUAGAGGGCCGGGUCAGGGCCUGGACAGGGGCAGGUGAAGGGUAUUUGGACAGGAAGGCAGGUGAAGGGUAUUUGGACAGGAAGGCAGGUGAAGGGUAUUUGGACAGGAAGGCAGGUGAAGGGUAUUUGGACAGGAAGGCAGGUGAAGGGUAUUUGGACAGGAAGGCAGGUGAAGGGUAUUUGGACAGGAAGGCAGGUGAAGGGUAUUUGGCGCCCUUGUUCCAGGGGCCUAACACCGGUAUCUGCCGGUUCCUCAGAGCUGUGGAAACUCACUUUCCGACUGACCCAAGAUCUGUUCCUAUUUGUCAUUUAUGUAUUUAGUUUUUUCAUUAUGAACAAAUCAUUUUCACUGGUCCUGGACCAGUUGGUAAUAGUGUUAUGUAACCAUAGACACAAACAGUCAUUGGUGAACCAAUGAAUGUGAAACAUGUGAACACUGUGAACUUGACAUGUUACUUGGUGGAAAAUAGAAAGAUGUUUUUUAUCCCAGCUGUGAGAAUGUUCCCAUGAUGCUUAUUGUUCUCUCUACACUCUGGGUUCUUUGUCUUUGAUAUGUUCUGUAUGUUGGUGCAAUUUGUAGAACCCUGGUUCCAGGUAGACACCAGGAACAGAGUUCAGAAUGUUGAAUCACACAGGAAUCAGUUCUGAGGGUUCCACAGAUUGUUCAGAAGUUCUAGAAUGCUGACCUAAUCUGUGACACACACUGUGUCUUCAUCUUUGUGAAGAUGAGAAACAUCUUUAGAUAUACAUCGAGACAUACUUGUAUUAUUCGUCUCUCAUCUUCAACCAUGCAUAAAAUACAUAUAAAGGUUAUAUGGACUCAACUGACCAGGGAGGUUCCUGUCAGGUGUUUGAAGUCAUUUUUUUGCAGAUUGUAUAUCAGACCUGAUCUUGUCAUGACUGUCCUCGUAGCCUUAAAUUGUCUUGUCAUUUGCUUUUUGUGCCGUCCUCUGUUUUUCUGCUGCUUAAGUUAAGAGCAACUCGUACAAGUUCUCCCGCAGAGCAUCAAAAUCUCUUAAGUGCUUUGUAAAGUUUUCUCUUUUGGAUUAAAAAUCUUUCCUAUUGUG